This is a messenger RNA of Lactuca sativa (garden lettuce), 3631 nucleotides long. RefSeq names its product Leucine-rich receptor-like protein kinase family protein. Gene Ontology annotation, molecular function: ATP binding; protein binding; protein kinase activity. Gene Ontology annotation, biological process: protein phosphorylation. The record is from RefSeq and is a predicted model, not a curated record. NCBI's taxonomy places the organism in Eukaryota, Viridiplantae, Streptophyta, Magnoliopsida, Asterales, Asteraceae.
AAAAAAAGAAAAAAAGAAAAAAAGAAAAAAAGGGAAUGAUUUGUUUCCUCUGUCGAUUUAUGUUCAUUUUGGGGCGUAGAAUAUUACAUCUGGUGGCAUAAUUUGGAAAGCCAGCUUUUGAAUCCCUAACUAAGCUUAAAAAGCUUCGACAAGAUGGGGAAGAUUGCUGGUUUCAAUGGGUGAUUUCGAGUUUCUUUCAUAGAAUUUCUGUACCCACAUAACCCUUAGCUUUACUUUCGACUUCAAUCCCGUUUUUGUACCCAAAAAAGCAGUAUGCGAAUGCAACUGCUUCUCUUGUUCUUGUGGGUCGUCGCCUCCUCCUCCGCCGCCGCAUCUCAGGACGAACUCCGGGCAUUGUUCGAGUUCAAGAAAGGGAUCAGUGAAGAUCCCCUCAGAAAAGUCUUCGAUUCGUGGAACAUUUCCAGCUCGGAUCCAGCUUCCGUUUGCCCCCAAUUUUAUGGCAUUUCCUGCGACGAAAACGGGCUUGUUUCCGCCAUUGUUCUUGACCAUCUUGACUUGGCCGGAGAACUCAAAUUCUUUACUCUUUAUUCCUUGAAGAUGCUUCACAAUUUGAGUCUUUCCGGCAACAGACUCACCGGCCGACUUGUUCCAGCUCUCGGAUCAAUGUACUCUCUCCAGUAUCUAGAUCUGUCUGGAAACCAAUUUUAUGGUCCCAUUCCUGCUCGUAUCAACGAUCUCUACGGCUUAAACUACCUCAAUUUGUCUAACAACAAUUUCACAGGAGGGUUUCCAACUGGGAUUCAGAAUCUACAGCAAUUGAUGUCUCUCGAUUUGCAUUCCAAUUCGUUGUGGGGAGAUAUCGGGGUUCUGUUUUCUGAGCUUAGGAAUGUGCAGUACGUUGACUUGAGUGAUAAUGCGUUUUAUGGGUCAUUAUCCAAUGUCGCCAACACUUCUAGCGCAGUUAACACUCUGCAGCAUGUGAAUUUGAGCCGCAACAGAUUGAGUGGUGGUUUCUUCAGCGGUGAUUCUCUUGUUCUUUUUCGAAACCUGCAUGUUCUGGAUUUGGGCGAUAAUGAGUUGAAUGGGAAAUUGCCUUCAUUUGGGUCAUUACCAAAUCUUCAGGUCCUGCGUCUCAGUAAUACACAAUUGUUUGGCCCAAUCCCUGAGGAGCUCUUGGAGUCAUUGAUUCCUAUAUCAGAACUUGAUCUCAGCCGCAAUGGGUUUUCAGGUUCGAUUCCAAAAAUAAACUCUUCGAGUUUGACUACUUUGAAUCUUUCAUCUAAUGAGCUAUCAGGUUCAUUGCCAUCUUCUCUCGGAAACUGUGAGAUUGUUGAUUUCAGCAACAAUCUUUUAUCUGAUGACAUAUCUAUUAUAGAGAAUUGGGAAUCACCUCUAACAAUCCUAGAUUUGAGCUCAAAUAAAUUGGUUGGAAAUCUGCCUAAUUUAACAUCCAGCUUUAACAAACUGACGCUACUUAAUGUGGGAAACAACUCGUUAAAAGGCUCUUUGCCAUCUGUUCAGUUAUCAUCUCCUAGCUUGGUUCUUCUUGAUGUUAGCAUGAAUGAAUUCGAUGGCCCUAUUCCACCUGGUUUGUUUACUUCAAUGGCUUUAACUUAUUUGGAUCUUUCAAAUAACGGAUUCACAGGGGAAAUCCCUCUUCGUGGGUCACAAGAGAAAUCUUUAAUAUCACUCUCCACAUAUCCACCAUUGGAGCAUCUUGAUCUCUCAGAUAAUACAUUAACCGGUGCAUUGUCGCCGGAUAUUGGCAACUUCCGGCAACUUAAGUUCUUGAAUCUUGGAAAUGAUGGAUUAUCCGGCGAACUCCCAAACGAAUUAAACAAACUUACGGAAUUGGAGUUUCUUGAUUUGUCAGGAAAUCAGUUCCAAGGUAAGAUCCCUGACGAUCUUUCUCAAAAUCUCAAGUUUCUUAAUGUCUCCGGUAACAAUUUAUCUGGUGGAAUCCCCGGAAACUUGAAAAACUUCUCGGAUUCUUCUUUCUUCCCCGGAAACCCGUCUCUGACCUCACCAGAAGGCGGUCUCCGGCCGCCGUCUCCCGGUGGUUUACCUUCAUCUUCUCCAAAUGUACAAAAAGCUCAUAGUUCAAAAUCCAGCAUCAAAAUAGCCAUCAUUGUUGCUUCUGUUGUAGCCGUGUUAAUGAUAGCUUUUGUGCUUCUCGCAUAUUAUCGAGCCCAAAUUGGAGAUUUCCGGGUCAAAACAGCAUUCAAUGGUCAAACGGGUCGCGAUAUAAAACACGGAAUAUCAACCCGACCCACCACAUCUCUCAGCUUUUCAAACGCUCACUUGCUAACUUCAAACACAAGGUCGGGUUCCGGACAACCUGAGACAGGCAGUGAUGCGGUUGACGUGGUGGUGCCGCCACCGUACCCUGCUGCUGCCGCUGCUUCAGCCUCCAUGAUACCAAAUCUAAUUGACACCGAUCCCGACCCCGCACCAUCGGGACGUAAAUCUUCUGAUUCACCGGUCUCUUCCUCGCCCCGUUUUGUAGAAGCAAUCGAACACGCGGUGUCUUUAGAUGUGUAUUCGCCGGACCGGUUCGCCGGACAACUCAUCUUCUUUGAUCCAAAAUCUAACUUAUCAUUCACCGCGGAAGAUCUUUCCAGAGCUCCAGCUGAGAUUCUAGGGAGGAGCAGCCACGGAACACUCUAUAAAGCCACCCUAGGUGGCGGCCAUAUGUUAACUGUCAAAUGGUUACGUGUCGGGUUAACCAAAGAUAAAAAAGAAUUCGCAAAGGAAAUCAAGAAAAUCGGAACAAUGAUUCACCCAAACAUUGUCCGGUUAGUCGCGUAUUACUGGGGCCCACGCGAACAAGAACGGCUCACAUUAGCAAACUACAUCGAAGGCGAUAGCUUGGCUUUACAUCUUUACGAGACAACCCCACGAAGAUACUCGCUUCUAUCAUUUACACAACGGUUAAAGGUAGCGGUUGAGGUGGCCCGCGGGUUAUCUUAUCUUCAUGGAAGGGGUACCCCACACGGGAACCUGAAGCCCACAAACAUAAUCUUGGAGGGCCCACAAUACGAGGCACGGUUAACCGACUUUGGGCUCCACCGGCUCAUGACACCCGCAGGAAUCGCGGAGCAAAUACUGAACCUGGGUGCACUCGGGUACCGGGCCCCGGAGCUCGCAUCGUCAGCGAGGCCCGUGCCAUCUUUGAAAGCUGACGUGUAUGCAUUUGGAGUGAUUUUGAUGGAAUUGUUAACGAGAAGAAGUGCGGGGGAUAUAAUUUCUGGUCAAUCUGGUGCGGUUGACUUGACUGAUUGGGUGCGAUUGUGUGAUCAAGAAGGUAGAGGGAUGGAUUGUAUUGAUAGGGAUAUUGCAGGUGGGGAACAACAAUCGAAAGCCAUGGAUGAGUUGCUUGAGGUGUCUUUGAGGUGCAUAUUGCCGUUGACUGAAAGACCAACGAUGAGACAAGUGUUGGAAGAUUUAUGUGCUAUAUCUGUUUGAAUUUUAUUUUUUUUGUACAAUGUGUUUUUUUUGUUUGUUUAUUUAUUUUUCUUUGGUUAAUUUGGUUUGGAGGUUUAGAAUCCAGGCUGAAAACGACGUCGCUAUUCAUUGUUUCCUCCACAUUUUUUGUUCUUCUUUUUCUUGUGUAAAGUCCAUUGAUUGUUUCUUAUUCACUAAUUGCAGGAAACAACACAUCGUUUGCCAA